AUGAUCUUCAACGUGGUGCUAGAGCGACGGGCACAGGAGGGUCUUGGACUUGCCAUCAAGCGCGGCCAUGCGGGCGAAUGGGCCAAUUGCGGGGCCUUGGUUGUAGACAUUCUAGCCAGUGGUCCUGCUUUUGGAAAGUUAAGGCCGGGAGACGUGAUAAUGUCGGUGAACGGUGUUUCUUUGGAAGGAAAAUCUCACUCGGAAAUACUGGAUCUUCUUCGAAGAGCUGAGGGCAUGGUGACCCUCCUUGUCUAUCGACGAGAGGAAAUGGAGGUCCUGGAAGAGACUCAACGGGCUCCGGCGACUGCGACUUCUACUUCAUGUCAGUCCCUCUUUCUCCCCGACGGUCUCUCCACCGGCUCUCAACAGAGGCAGGCUUCUCCCUCUCCAUGUGAAAUUAUCACCAACGCGACAAAACGCACUCGCAGCAUGCCAGGGUUCGCAAGCCCACAGUUGCCUCCGGCACACGCAGCAUCUUUACCACAACUGUCGGUGCGGUCAGAGGAUCACACCUCCACGCUUACCCGCGACCGACGUCAGGCCAGUCUUCUCAAGGUCAAUCUAGCCAAGCAGAAUCCACAAGAUGGAUUAGGCGUUGAGCUCUCAGGUCAGUUCGUGAUAACCUCGGUUACGCCUGGCGGCAAAGCGCAUCAUGCUGGCAUUCGAGUCGGAGACAGAGUUGUCAAUCUAAACGGGAUAGACACGGCCCACUUGAGCUUGAUUGAUGCCGCCUAUCUGAUGCGCAGGGAGCAGUCGGAUGUCACUCUGCUGCGGGUUGAACAUGAGGGAGAGGAAGAUGAGGAGGAGGAGGAGGAGGAGGGCGCUCGCCUCUCACCAGAGGUCACUCAACUGCCCGUCUGUGACAAUUCUACCCAUCGUGGGCAUCCGUGCUGUAAACUGCAAGAACCACUGCAUGUUUUGACAUCCCCCGCGGAAUACUCCCCGGUCCUGUACAGGCCCAUCCGCACUGGCAUCAAUGCAGAGAAAGUUGGCACUGCAUCCAGUGUUUGGUGCAACUGCCACAUGACUCCGCGAUACCGCGAAGUUUAUCCCGAGACGGCGGCGGAUGAGAGGAAUCCAUCUCCACUCAGCACCAUCGACAAUAGCUUCAAUGCUAAAGACAGUGCUUUCCGAAUGGUUAGCAUUGAUCGUCAUCCCGUGAUUGGCACAGGCAUUCGAAUCAUUGGGGGUAAUGCCGUGGGCAUCUUUGUCUCCGAGGUGAAUGCCCAGUCACCUGCCGCCGAGGCUGGAAUCAGACCCGGGGACGAGAUCAUCUCUAUAAAUGGUGAGUCGGUAAAGUGGAUGACAAAAGCAGAAGCGGCAGUACGAAUUCUUAAGUCAGGAAAGGUGCUGAAGUUGGAGGUGAGAAAAGCGGUUGACAAAUAUGAGGCCUUCAUGAAUGAUAAACUGGGAUCGGGGGAUGACUUCCACGUGAGAGCCGCUUUCACCUAUGUUCCAAGCGUCGUGAAUGGAAGUACUAUGUUGCCAGUUGAUCCGUCGGUACCUGUACCUGCUCUUCACAUAUCGCAUGGAGACAUCUUCCAUGUUACGGACAGUUUACUUGCCGGCUCGUUCACCUCAUGGUUGGCUCAGAAAGUGUUCCCCAGUCAAUCAGCUACUGGAAGCAUUCCUAGCACUGAAAAAGCUCUUCAACUCCUGAAGGCUCAAGUUCCUACAUCUUUUUCUGUGGAAAGACUCAGACCCUACCUUCGAGUGGGUCGUCUAGAUCAUUACCCUUAUCCCCGACCCGUGAUCAUCUACGGUCCACUGGCCGAGAAGGCGAUGCAGUUGUUAGUUGAAGAGAUCUCUACACUCGACGACUGUGAUGGAGAGCCACGAUUCGAGGUUCCUCCGAUAUCAGGGGCUCCACCACCUCCCAGCGACUCCUGGGCAAGUCACCUCUGCUCCAACAGUUCUGGAGUCAUCCGCCUCAGUGCCAUUCAGAUGCUGAUGGAAAAAGGGAAGCAUGCGGUGCUCAAUUUGCGGCCUUCAGCAAUUGAAGGCCUCCUGAGUAGCGGCAUCACCCCCAUUGUCCUUCUCGUGACCGCCGCUAGUGCGCAGCAGAUCCGUGAGGUAUUAGAGCUCUAUAGGCCAAGGUGUCAACGUGGCGUGCGAGAGAUGAGUCGACGCCUUUGGUCGGAUGUGGUCAGCCUGAGUCAGAACAUCUCCCAUCUACUCACCGACACCGUUCCUCUUCUUAGCUCACCCACGCAGAUGCACUUUAACGAAACGGAGUGGAUGCACAACCUCAUCUCCAUCAUCAGGCAUCAUCAAAGCCAACCGGUGUGGGUUGCAGAAGACUCUGUGGCAUUUUGCAAGGCCGGUGAAAAUGUUGUUACUCCAGCUGCAUCGAUCGACGAAUCGGUCUCCGAAAAAAGCGACAUAGGUUCGAGGAAAGAAAUUCACUUCGAAACCAACGGGGGCUACCACGGGGACAUCUCAUCUAUUGGCCGAAGCUCCGAGGAAUGGGGUGUAACGAAUCGCCUAGAGCUGAUGAAGGAUGAACUUGAAACCAGAUUGACGACUAGUGCACCCUCAAAGAAGAAUAAUGAUUUACGUCGAGUACGAAUUCAAUCACCAAGACCGGAUAGCAGAUCAACUCAAACGGAGUCACCAAGAGUUCAGGAGACCAGUAUUAAUACCGUCUCUCAGGGAGAUAGUGAUGAGAAUGAACAGGAGAGGCGAAAAUUUGUUGGUUCGGUUUCAUUGAGACGCCACCGCCCACUCUCUUCACGCAAUGUGCCCUGUGGUCUUAUCUCAGAGCCACAGCACGUCGUGGCUGAGGCCAGUGGCGAGUUCGUCCCAGCCGAGGGAGGGAGCUUACAAAUACCGCAACAUGGUGUCAGACUCUCCAUUCCCUCCGGUGCCAUUCCUGACGAUGGAGAUGGCCAAAAACAGGAGAUUUACCUCCGCGUUUACGAAGGGAAACACCAAAAUGGGGAGCAUGAUGAGAAGGCAGUGAACAGGUCCCACAUAGUCAGUCCUUUGGUGAUGUGUGGUCCACGGGGAUUGCGUUUCCAGAAGCCCGUUACUCUGACGAUGCCGCGUUUCCAUACACACUGUGGGGAAGGCUGUGUGGGCACUGAAGAUGGUACGGGUGGUGUUGAUAGUAAACCUGGGGAUGGAAACUUAAGCAGGAGAGCAGAGACUGAGGAAUUGAUGCAUUCGCUGUCACCAUCGUCAUCGUGGAGCCUACGUGUGAUGCAUGCAGCGACCCAGUCGGAUUGUGCAACCUCUGCCUCCGAGGCGGAGACGCGGCAGCACGGGCUAUGUCAAUGGCGCAUUGCUCCUCCUCCAACAUCAGUUACAGAGGCAUCGAGAUGCUCACCAACACCAACUACCAUCACAUCCAGAUCACAAAGCAGAUUGGAGAGUGACGGAAGUGGAGCUGCGGUGACCUACGAAGUCGCCGACUCAUUUAUCUCUCUCCUCAUCGACCACUUUUGA
This is a messenger RNA of Hydatigera taeniaeformis, 3447 nucleotides long. The record is from the annotation of a GenBank genome assembly. NCBI's taxonomy places the organism in Eukaryota, Metazoa, Platyhelminthes, Cestoda, Cyclophyllidea, Taeniidae.